AUGUCGGACCCAAUUUCAUCCAAACCAAAGAAGCAGCGCAAAAAUAUAGAUUCUUUGGCAUCCUCAUCUUCUGCACAAGGCUCUAGCAAGAGGGUUCAAAUGUACAAUGCGGUCACUAUCGGUCUCACUGUAGGGGCGAGUAUCGCCGAAGCAUCAGAUAUACUGGCUCCUCUCAAGGCAGCUUGUCUGACAACAAAAACGAUCCUCGAAGCGAUAUACAGCAAUCAAGAGGGAUGGACAGACCUCAUGCGACGUCUAAAGGAGUACAUGUCUGCACUCGAAGAACAAAUCAUAUUGUUUGAGACAUACCCCCAAGAUGCCAGGGCCGUCGACGAGGCAUUCCGCCAGCCACUCAUCCACUAUGUCGAAUUCCUCGAGACUGUGCAUGAUAUGGUCAUCGAUCUAAAGGAAAAGCGCAGCCGCAAGAAUUUUGGCCUCUUCAAAGCGUUUACCAAGGUGAAAAUAAAUGCGGGAGAAAUUUUGAAAAUGAAUCGUGAUAUCGAGGAUCGGCAUCGGCAGCUCAUGCAGGCGUUGGGUAUUUUCACUGCACUACGCGUUCAAGUUGUAGAUAAAACUACCAAAGCCGCAGAAGUCAAAUUAGACGUCACGAACGCACACGUGGAGGCGACCAGAGCCACCGUCGAUACCACCAAGGCUACCGUCGACGUCACCAACGCAAACGUUGAAGUGAUCCUGACAGACGAGUUUGGACGCACAUGCAAUCCUUCAGCUCCCAACGGUCGCAUUCGUCGCAUCUUCAGUCCACAGUACAUGUUUAGAAGGAACUUGCCAGGCAGUUCUCAAGACAAUCUGGCAAUAGGCCGCAGACGAUAUUUUUGGCUCUGUGACAUAGCCGGCUCCGGCAAGUCGACCGUCGCAAUGACGGCAGUCGAAUCAUGGCGGAGUCAAGGAGUACUCGGCGGUCGAUUCUUCUUCUCCAUAGCGAGCAACGAAGCAUCUACCACUGACAAGUUCUGCUCGACGAUAGCACGAGACCUCGUGCAUCACAUACGCGAGUUCGCGCCGCAUGUCGCUGGGGCCGUGAAGCAGAACCCGUCUUUCAUGCGAUGUUCUCUUGACGAGCAAUUCGAGAUGCUUUCUGCAACACAGCGAAAGGAACUCGUCGAAGCCCUCUCUACAGUCGUUCAAAAGAGCAAAAACCUCAGGAUAUUCAUUACAAGCCGGCCAGAUCCCGUCAUACAAGAAGUCCUAGCGCCGCUCUCAAUCAAGGCCAAGUUGGAGGAUCGCCUCCACGAUGUCAACCAUCGCGACAAUAUCGACGACAUUGCGAGCUACUUACACCAUUCACUAGAUGGAGUCCUUUCGGAAGACAAGAGAGCGAAGAUGGUCAAAAAGGCCAAUGGAUUAUUCAUCUGGGCAAGCACUGCCUGCCGAAUGCUCAAUAGCGUGACCAGCUUGAGCCCGCCUGAGGAUAUAUAUGACAGCUUGAUGUCCAUGGAAGAAGGCGGAGUCAUAGACGAUGUAUAUGCUCUCGUCUUCGAGCGUACGGAUCCCAAGUACUCCACGGUGAUGUGUGCAAUGCUCGCGCUCCUGCUCGCUGCAUUCGAACCUCUCACCAUCGAUGAUCUGGAUGAUCUGCUGAAAAACUCCAAAGUACGAGGAAGUGCCAAGGCGUUGAUCCAGAAUCUGGGAAGCGUACUUACCACAGAUUCGACUACAAACCUCAUCCAAUUCCGCCAUCCCACUCUCGUCGAGUACCUUCGGCACUGUGUCGGCAGCCCAGCUGCCGAUAGCCGCUAUCGACUGCGUCUCAGUAUAGCCAAUGCACAUAGCCAAGUGGCAUCUUGGUGUCUGAAAUACCUCAAAUCGCCAACGGAAGGUCUCAGGUUCAACAUAUGUCAAAUCGAGUCAUCUUUCCAUCUGAACAGGCAGAUCUCCGAUCUUGACACUCGAGUAUCUAAGUACAUUUCACGAAGACUUCGAUAUGCGAGCUCUCAUUGGUUGUUUCACAUGGCGGACGCUGACAACAACUCGUGGUCCCCGCUCGAGAACGAACUCCAACACAUCAUCCAAGUUCCAUACGUGUUUUACUGGUUGGAGAUCCUAAGUGUCAGCGGCGGAAUUCCACGAGCGAUAGCCGGGCUUCGGGCCAUUACACGCCACACACAACUUGCGGCUAAGGCUAAAGGCCAUCUAGAAGAGAUCCGACGGUUUAUCAUGACAUUUUCUGUAGCUAUACAGGACAGCGCGCCAUAUAUUUAUGUUUCUGCUCUUCCAUUCGCUCCAAAAAAGUCAUUAUUGCAUAUUCAAGGCAUCAAGAGAUAUACUGGCACACUGAGCGUGACUAAAGGGCUUGAGGAAGCAUAUCCUGGACUCCCCAGUUUUCUUCGUGGGCAUGAAGGCGUCGUUUAUACCGUCAGACUCUCACUAGAUGGCUCAAGAAUCGUCUCUGGCUCGGACGGCAACACACUUCGACUCUGGGAUGUGGACACUGGACAGCCAGUUGGAGAGCCACUUCGAGGUCAUCGGGGAAUCGUUUUGGCCGUCGGAUUCUUGCCAGAUGGCUCACGAAUCGUCUCUGGCUCCUCCGACAAGACGCUUCGACUCUGGGAUGUGGACACUGGACAGCCAGUUGGAGAGCCACUUCGAGGUCAUCAAGCUGCCGUUUUGGCCGUCGGAUUCUCGCCAGAUGGCUCACGGUUCAUCUCUGGCUCGGAGGACAAGCCGCUUCGACUCUGGGAUGUGGACACUGGACAGCCAGUUGGAGAGCCACUUCGAGGUCACCAAGGCCCCAUUAUGGCCGUUGUAUUCUCCCCUGGUUGCUCAGAAGCUGUCUCUGGCUUGUACGAUCGACCAAUUCGAUUGUGGGAUGCAGAGGCAGGUCAGUAUUCUCUCAAACUUCUUGUCUUUCGACCGGUGUGA
This is a messenger RNA of Serendipita indica DSM 11827, 2883 nucleotides long. NCBI's taxonomy places the organism in Eukaryota, Fungi, Basidiomycota, Agaricomycetes, Sebacinales, Serendipitaceae. The record is from the annotation of a GenBank genome assembly.